ACAUCAUCGUUAGCUAUAGCUGAGAUAAGACGUGUAUUAAAACGAAUUUCUGUCCUCUGAUUAGAUUCAGUCUGCAGUCUGCUUGAUUCUCUAGUGGAUCAAAAGAGGAUAUCAUUAUUUUAUUCAUUAUUUUGUAUUUCUUUUGUUCGCUUCCCAUUUACGAUGUAAUUACCAGUUGAGGAAAGUGAGGUUACUAAGUCUCCAGAUUCUGAAUUACUCUAGUCUGAUUAUAGACUAGAAAGUAUUAUAAACAGCUUUAUACUUGUCUACAAAAGUUAUUUAUGUUAACAGAAUUGAUAUCCAAAAUGGAUAGCAGCUCGGACGACAGCAUUUUGAGUAAUGAAGAUAUGAAGUUGAAAACGUCAAAUUCGUUUGAUAAUUACUCUCAAGAUCAUCGGAGAAAUUCCCAUUAUUCUGAAAUGCCACACUAUACUGUACUGAAUGCUUUUGAUAAUGAUGAUAAUUAUUUAAGUCACAAAAAAAGAUCUGGACACUCCUCCUCGUCUUCCGAUGAUCAACAAUAUAGUGAAUCGCCAAAGUAUGGAUUCAAAAUGAAUAUUAACAAUCACGACGAAAGUUUGUGCAAACGGAAAAAAAGAAAAUUGCACAAUAAAGAUAUGAUUAAUGAUCUAGAGCAAGAAAAACACACUCAAUUUCUUGAGUCAUCGAAAAUGUGUGCUUAUAACAGUAUAAAUCAUGUAUCUCAUACAUCCAAAGCUCAAAAUAUGAUGGAGAAAAUGGGAUACAAGCCAGGAAAAGGUCUGGGAAAGGAUGAUCAAGGUCGUGUAGAACCAAUAGAGGCGAUUACACAACGAGGUCGAAGAGGAUUUGGACAUUUUGUACCAGGUCUCAAAGAAGCGAGUCUUAAAUGGAAUCCUGAAGAGGAAGAAAUUAAAGCUAUAGAAGAUAUGGAAUGGUUACCAAAUGUGCAUUCUCAUACACUCCUAGGUGAGACUGUUAUCAAUUGGGUAAUAAUGGGAUCGAGAAAACUCACCAUAGACGACGAAACCACAUAUUGCAACCCAGAGAUUUUAGAGCAAGUUAUCAGAUCAAAAACCGUAUUUGACAAAUUAGAUAAAGUCGAAUUGCGUAAAGCAAGAACACGUUCGAAUCCUUACGAAACUAUUCGCACUGCCAAUUUUUUGAAUCGUGCGGCUGUCAAAAUGGCAAAUAUAGACAGAGCAUGUAAUUUUAUGUUUACCAAUCCAAAGGGUUUACAUCCCAAUGAAUUAUUGUACUUUGCUGAUGUAUGUGCUGGUCCAGGUGGUUUCAGCGAGUAUGUUCUGUCCAGGAAGAAAUGGCACUCCAAAGGAUUUGGUUUUACUUUGAGGAACGAAAAUGACUUUACAUUGGACGAGUUCUUUGCUGGCCCAUGUGAAACCUUUCAUCCUUUCUAUGGUUCUAAAGGCAAUGGAGAUGUAUUUGAUCCACAGAAUCAAGAAGAAUUUAGAUCCUUGGUAAUGAAACACACGUAUGGCAAAGGUGUACAUUUUAUGAUGUCAGAUGGAGGAUUCUCUGUGGAAGGUCAAGAAAACAUACAGGAGAUUUUGUCUAAACAGUUAUAUCUAUGUCAGUGUCUGGUGGCAUUAAUGAUAGUGAGACCAGGUGGACACUUUGUGACCAAAUUGUUUGACUUGUUUACUCCCUUCAGCGUUGGACUUAUUUAUCUAAUGUAUAGAUGUUUCGAAAAUAUUUGCAUCUUUAAGCCCAACACUUCUAGACCAGCUAAUUCAGAACGUUAUUUAAUAUGUAAAAGAAAAAAGCUGGACACCGAAGCGAUAAUGUUCUAUCUUUCUGACGUUAACCGUUUACUUUUAUCGAGAGAUGAGAACAGUGAUGUAAUUCAUUUAGUACCGCCCGAAAUAUUGGAAGCGGAUAAGGCGUUUGUAACGUAUUUGAGAAGUUCCAACGACGUUUUAGGAAAGAAACAGGUAAUAGGCCUCUUAAAGAUUGCGGCUUUUUGCGAGGACCCGAUGCUGACCGAACCAAAACAAGCGGAUAUGCGGAAGGAAUGCUUGAAUUAUUGGAAUAUACCUGACAAAACUCGCGUGAGACCGCAAAUCGUUAGACCACAAGAUAAGAUUAGGGAGAUUUUAAACAACACCGAAAGCUGUUUCUUUAGAUCUGAGGCAGAGAAACUGAAGAUCGAUAAUGCAAAAAGUAUAUUGAGUCGACCGUACAAUUGGUAUUGCAUGCCCUGUGGUUUUGGUCCCUGUGUCGAAGAGGAUAAAGCAGCAACGUUUUAUUUGGGUUUGGGAAGACGGAAAGUGUUUCGUUACACGAAAGGCAAGUGGGAAUCGAUUGGAGAUGUACAGAUAGAACUACCACCUGAUACUCUUGUAUACGCCGAACUAGUAUAUGAAACGAAAUGGAUGGGAAAAUACUUCUCCAAGACACGUGCGUUACAUAUCUUGGAUGCUUACAUGAUUGGUGGAGAAGAUAUAAGCAGACAAUACUUAUGCGAUAGGUACAAAUCUAUUAAAAAAGUUUGCGAUGCACUGUGGAAACCAGUUCCGAACGAGUACGUAUGUGUGCGUCCUAAACCGAUGUUCAUGCUGAAUCCUAUGGAUAUAGAGAAGAAUUUGCGUGUCACGCGGUGUCGCGAGGUGAAAAUUCCUGUUACGUUUGAGUGGCCAAAGAGUUACUUAGAACGUGACAAUGAAAACGAUACGAAUCCUGUAUAUUAUACAUUCAACAGCGUACUUUUCUUACCAAGCAUCGCUCAUCCUUGGUCACGUCAUAUUAGUCAGAAAACGAAACAUUUUUAUGUCACUAACGAGGCUACCCAUCAAUCAGAAUAUGAAAUCCGAAACGGUCAAAAUAAUAGACCGCGCACAGCCGAAGCCAGUUUUAUGGAAGCAUUCGAGAAACGUAUUAUUUGGCACUGGCCUGGCGAUGGUACAUUGAAUAUGAACGCUUUACUUACAAUAAUUAACCCACUGCAAAAUGUCUGAUUCAUAUGUAUUAUAUUGUACAUAUUGUAAAUGUAAAUAUUACAUUUGUAUGUAUGAAAUUGUUACCAAAUUUUUUUUUGUUU
This is a messenger RNA of Nylanderia fulva, 3037 nucleotides long. It is a transcript of the gene Cmtr1, whose product is annotated as Cap methyltransferase 1. The record is from RefSeq and is a predicted model, not a curated record. Gene Ontology annotation, cellular component: cytoplasm; nucleus. NCBI's taxonomy places the organism in Eukaryota, Metazoa, Arthropoda, Insecta, Hymenoptera, Formicidae. Gene Ontology annotation, biological process: methylation; 7-methylguanosine mRNA capping. Gene Ontology annotation, molecular function: methyltransferase cap1 activity; nucleic acid binding.